AACUGUCGAACAGUUGAAACUGUUGGAAUACGUUUUAGUUCAUUUGUAAUAUAGAAAUAUUAUAGUUAAUUAAAUACAUGUAUUGUAAAUGUAAUGUUAUUACAUAAAGUAAGGUUUAUAGGCUAAGGUAAAAGGUUAGAACCACUAUGAGUCACCAAUGGCAUUUCAUUUGUAUGUUUAUAGCUCUUUACGGUGUGUUCACGUACAAAGGCUCUUGAAUAAAGAAACGUGAACCAUCAGUUUGAGAGACCAUCCUUUCAACCGCGACGCUACAAUCCUAUAAAGAAAAUACCAUCGGGAAGUUGUCGUUCCUGAAAGCAGCGCACAGCUUUCUGAGAACCGCCGCCCCGUGUUGUGUUGGAGGGGUGGUUUAAUCAGCAACUGUGCUCUCCCACCUUCCUCAAAGCAGCGGGGCAUUUUAUAAGUAGACUAAACCGAGUCUAUGUGUCAGAACCCCCCGGCGACCCACUGAGUGAAGCUCACACCGAAGCUACAUGACCGACCUUUUCUGUCAGGAUACAGAGAGACGACAUGGCUACUGAGAGCAUAAGAAUGAACGGAGAUGCUGACCGAAGCGACGACGCGGGGGUCCCUCAUCGGGAAAACGGCAUCAUGCGGCGGCGCAGACCCCUGAACAUGAACCAUUACGCCAACAAGAAGAGCGCAGCAGAGAGCAUGCUGGAUGUGGCUCUGCUGAUGGCUAACGCCUCGCAGCUGAAGGCCGUUCUCGAGCACGGACCAGGCUUCACCUUCUAUGUUCCCCUCAUCACUCUCCUCAGCAUCUCUCUCAUCUUACAGGUAGUGGUGGGAGUUAUGCUCAUCUUUAUAGUUAAGUGGAAUCUGAACGAUGAAAGAAUGCAUGACAAGCUGGACAUCUUGGAAAGCUGUGUCAUGGCCUUCAUCUUUGUCAUAGUGGUGGUCAAUGUCUUCAUCACAGCCUUCGGCGUCCAGCAGCCCCACUCGCGAGAUUCGCCGCCUUCUUGACGUGCUCCUUGCUCAUCCAGACAUUAUGAGUUUUUAUUAUUAUUCACAAGUUAAAUGGCCAUUUUGCAUAAUUGGCUGCUAUUGUCUGACUGUGUGUGUUUUGGUUAGUUCUUAUUUUCUCAUCAGUUACUGGUGCAAAAUAAUGAAAAACACCAAGAGCAAAAGUCUGUAAGACACAAUCAUUGUGACCAUUUCCUGUCAUGUUAAAAUAUUUUUCAUAUCUGUUGUUGUAUGUAUGCAUGCCUGCUGCUUGUUAUUGACGGACUGUAUAACCUCAGCAAAGUUAAAGUAAAAUUAUUCAAUGCAGAACCACAGCUUUACUGAAGGAGAGGUGUGUUGUUUACAGUUUGAAGUUUUUAAUAAUGAUGUGGUCUGUGCGUGCUUUUUGAAGUGCUAUGCAAAAUGCAAUAAUUUUGACUGUCUUCCAUACAUUAGGUCAGUGCUUCCCAAACUUUUCAGUGUCUAACCCACCAAACAGUGGAAGAGGCCUGUGAGCCCGACCACUGGUUGAGCGUACAAUGUACUGCCUUUUAUUUGUUUUUAAGUACUGUUUUUAUCUCUUUUAACGGGUAUUGCAGACAUACAGUUAUGUAUUUGUUAUUUCGUUUUUGAAGAGAAUCUCAAGAUCCUAUGCUUACUGAUUGGGUCCCUGUGCAAAAAAAUAAUAAUUUUAGUUUAUUUACUUCAUUGUGCGGUUGCUUUGAUUAAAUGUUUUAUUUACUUUUUUUAAACAAACAAAAAAUAUUUUACAGCUUUAAAUACUUCUAUGCACUGUGACUGCUCAUGUACUAUAUUUUUUAAAUAAAACUAGAAAAGUUUUA
Molecule: messenger RNA, 1805 nt
Organism: Poecilia reticulata (guppy)
Lineage: Eukaryota; Metazoa; Chordata; Actinopteri; Cyprinodontiformes; Poeciliidae
Gene: ninj1
Product: ninjurin 1
Biological process (GO): tissue regeneration; cell adhesion
Cellular component (GO): membrane
Source: RefSeq, a predicted model, not a curated record